Messenger RNA from Symbiodinium necroappetens, 840 nucleotides. The record is from the annotation of a GenBank genome assembly. Lineage: Eukaryota; Dinophyceae; Suessiales; Symbiodiniaceae.
AUGAAGCAUGGCAUGCAUGGCAUGGAUCCGAUUGGAGGCAGCGGAGGUGUGCCGGUGCAUCACAUUCACGCCAUACAGCCUGAAGCGAUGCCCUUGAAACUGCCGCAAGGAGAGAAGUUGCCGCUCACCCGCGGCCAGGACUGGCGCUGGGUGGCUGGGUCAUUGGCUGCGUGUGUCGUGGUGGCCUUGAUUCUGUAUGAGCUCUCUUUGCGAUUCCCCAGGCAGCCGCAGCUACAAGCCGAGCCAAAGAGCAGGCCACCCGAAGGUGUUGACUUCCUGGAGCAGCUGCAGCAAGCCAAGGAGGAAGUGGAGACAGAUUUCAGUCUUCUGGAUGUCGAAAGGGAGUUUCAGAAAAAAUACACAGACAAGGCUCGCCCACUGCUGUGUUCCGCGUGCAAGAUCGCAGCCGAGCGCAUCGGGCUGGAGUUAGAUGCGCGGAAUGCCACUGAGCAGCCGGAUCCAUCAACUAUGCUCAAUGCCACCAAGGAGGCUGUGCUUGCAGCAUGUCAAGCUUUACCAUCGCCUUUAGUCGUCGUGGAAGGCGAGGGCAAGGCCAGCUUCGAGGAAGUCCAUGAUAGCGAUCAUCGGCACCUUACCGGAGUUGAGUUGCGGAGGGCCGAAGUUGCACAGCGCAGUGUCGACCGCCUGUGCAGAGUGCUGCUGGCUGAAGCGAAGCUGGAUAUGUUGCAGCUGAUGAUGCAACACAAGGUACCGCAUACUCGCUUCCAUGGACAGGUGUUGUCAGACAACUGGGAGAGGUGGCUUUGCGCAAGGAGGUCUCGGCUUUGCAAGUACAGCGAGGUGAUCGACGACGACGAAGAUGAAGAAGGGGAACUCUAG